AAAAAAAAAAAAAAAAAAAAAAAAAGAAAAACAAACACGGCUUUUCUUUGUUUGUUUGUUUAAAAUCCCAAGACGGAACAGAGCAGAGCAUUAUUAUUCUUUUAUGAUCCCAUACCUCUCUCGCUUCUUCGCAUCUUGAAAUCGAGAGAUAUGGAUUUGGAAUCAAUCUCCGAAGCCACCUCCGGAGCUGUUGGAUCGCUUCUCAGCACCACCAUUUUAUACCCUCUUGAUACCUGUAAAUCCAAGUUCCAGGCUGAGAUUCGUGUUCGCGGUCAGCAGAAAUACAGAUACCUAUCAGAUGUGUUUUGGGAAGCAAUCUCAUCAGGAAAUGUUCUAUCCUUGUAUCAAGGCCUAGGGACUAAGAAUCUGCAGUCUUUCAUUUCCUCCUUCAUCUACUUCUAUAGUUAUAGCUAUUUCAAGAGGUUGCAUUCUCAAAGGAUUGGUUCCAAGUCUAUUGGUACUAAGGCCAAUCUCCUCAUUGCUGCUGCUGCUGGUGCUUGUACCUCCCUUUUGACCCAACCUCUAGAUACAGCUUCAUCUAGGAUGCAAACAAGCGAGUUUGGAAAAUCAAAAGGCCUGUGGAAGACUUUAACCGAUGGUUCUUGGGGAAAUGCAUUUGAUGGCCUUGGGAUCUCUCUUUUGUUGACCUCUAAUCCAGCGAUUCAGUAUACAGUGUUUGAUCAGCUGAAACAGAACCUCCUUGAAAAAAGAAAUGCAAAAUUAAAGAAAGAUUCUUCCCCUGUAGUCCUCUCUGCAUUUAGGGCGUUUGUGUUAGGUGCGGUCUCAAAGAGUGCUGCCACCGUCAUCACAUAUCCAGCAAUCAGGUGUAAGGUGAUGAUUCAAGCAGCAGAUGACUCGAAGGAAGAUGAAGCAAAGAAGCCCCGGAAAAGAAUCAAGAAAACGAUUCCUGGGGUAAUAUAUGCUAUAUGGAAAAAGGAAGGGGUCCUAGGGUUCUUUAAAGGCUUGCAGGCUCAGAUCUUAAAGACAGUUCUGAGCUCGGCGUUGCUACUAAUGAUCAAGGAGAAAAUCACUGCAACCACAUGGAUUUUUAUUCUAGCAAUAAGAACUCUGUUUGUCGCAAAGGGUAGGUUAAAGGCCAAGCAAGAGUAAAGACUUUGGUUUGGCGGUCUGUACUGAAGGAUUAUCGGACAGGCAAGUAUUGUAGUGUUUCUCGUUUCAAGAACAAUUGAUUGUUUUAGUAAAGAUCUGAUUGUAGGUCCCGCAUAAAGCUUCUUGUUGUUGCCAGAUUGAGUUUCUGGGGUUAGAGAUUUUCUGGUUAUUGUGUAGUUAUGUUUGUUUUCUUCAGUCGUAAUAAAAUGAAGAUCUCUGUGUAGGUGUUCAUGUGACAGUGAUAUUGAACAUGCCCUAUGAGAUAUUUUUCACUA
This is a messenger RNA of Camelina sativa (false flax), 1385 nucleotides long. RefSeq names its product peroxisomal adenine nucleotide carrier 2. Gene Ontology annotation, cellular component: peroxisomal membrane. Gene Ontology annotation, biological process: ATP transport; fatty acid beta-oxidation; ADP transport. NCBI's taxonomy places the organism in Eukaryota, Viridiplantae, Streptophyta, Magnoliopsida, Brassicales, Brassicaceae. The record is from RefSeq and is a predicted model, not a curated record. Gene Ontology annotation, molecular function: ADP transmembrane transporter activity; ATP transmembrane transporter activity.